This is a messenger RNA of Cebus imitator (Panamanian white-faced capuchin), 4306 nucleotides long. RefSeq names its product zinc finger protein 185 with LIM domain (gene ZNF185). The coding region runs from base 153 to 2159 and encodes 668 amino acids. The record is from RefSeq and is a predicted model, not a curated record. Lineage: Eukaryota; Metazoa; Chordata; Mammalia; Primates; Cebidae. The transcript is spliced from 23 exons.
CGCGCCCGCCUCCCCGGCCCGGCCCGGCCGGGCGCUGCCCACCCGAGGGAGCCCGCGCCCCGCGACCGCCCGACCCUCCACCCGCCCCACGAGCCGGGCACCUGUGCCAGCAGCCCUGCUGAAUAACUGAGGAGACCUACGGAGCAAUCACCAUGAGUAUCUCAGCUCUCGGAGGCAGCACCAAAGGGAAGCCUCUGCCACCUGGUGAGGAGGAGCGCAAUAAUGUCCUCAAGCAGAUGAAGGUGCGGACCACGCUGAAGGGGGACAAGAGCUGGAUCACCAAGCAGGACGAAUCGGAGGGCCGCACCAUAGAGCUGCCCUCAGGCCGGAGUCGCACCACUUCCUUCUCAUCCUCUGGGGAGGUUCCGAAGUCCAGGCCUCCGAGCACCAGGGCUCCCACUGGCUACAUCAUCCGGGGAGUGUUCACCAAGCCUAUAGACAGCUCUUCCCAGCCCCAGCAGCAGUUCCCCAAGGCCAAUGGGACUACGAAAAGUGCUGCCAGUCCGGUGAGAACAGCUAACACGGGUCCUCCCCACCCUUCCUCCUCUGGCUACAAGAUGACCACUGAGGAUUACAAGAAGCUGGCACCCUACAAUGUCAGGUGCAGCUCUACAUCAGGGGACACCGAGGAGGAGGAGGAGAUGCCUUUCUUGUCAGAUGAACAGAAACGGAGGUCACAGGCUGCGAGCAGUGUUGUGAGGAGGACAGCUCCCCAGGAGCACUCGUACGUGCUGUCAGCAGCCAAGAAGAGCAUGGGUACUCCUACACAGGAGACACAGGCUCCGUUUAUUGCAAAGAGGCCUGCAAGCUCCAGGGCAGCCAAGAAGACCACGAGCUCCAUUUCUUUUCUUGCCCAAAGGGUGGAGGUGGUGGAAGAGGACAGGCCUUCAGAGAAGAGCCGCGGCCCACCUGACAGCUCCAGAGGUGAGGAAAUUGUCCGCCUGCAGAUCCUGACACCCAGGGCAGGACUCCGCCUAGUGGCCCCAGACCUGGAAGGCAUGAGGUCUUCCCCAGGCCACAAAGACAAGGAGGCUCCCUGCUCCAGAGAACUCCAGAGGGAACUGGCUGACGAGGAGGCCUUCAGGGGCCCCAACACAGAUGGUGAAAGGUCAAGUGCACAGUUGAGUGAUGGCAAUGUGGGAUCCGGAGCCCCAGGCUCCUGGCCUGAAGGCGUGGCUGCAGUAGACAUCGGCUCCAAGACAGGAAGCUCCAGUGCCGCUUCAGUCUCUGCUGUCCCUGCUGAUAGGAAGAGCGACAGCACAGCAGCCCUGGAGAAUGCGAAGGCAGACCCAAAGGGUGUCUUGGCUGAUUAUGAGGAGAAGAAUAUAGCCACCAAGGCCAGAGAGACCUGGCAGGAGAGCCCUGGAGCCCCAGGAGGUGGCCAAGGAGACCCAGCUGUACCCACUCAGCAACCUACAGAUCCCAGCACCCCAGAGCGGCAGAGCAGCCCCAGUGGAUGUGAGCAACUCGUUGGACAAGAGAGCUGCGCCAGCAGUGUGUUGGCUGAUUAUGAGGUGAAGAAUAUGGCCACCGAGGUCGGAGAGGCCUGGCAGGACAUGCCUGGAGCCCCAGGAGGUGGUCAAGAAGACCCAGCUGUACGCACUCAGCAACCAGCAGAACCUAGCACCCCAGAACGGCAGAGCAGCCCCAGCGGAUCUGAGCAACUCGUCAGACAAGAGACCUGCACCAGCAGGGUGAGAAGUCCCCCAAGCUGCAUGGUCACCGUUACUGUCACUGCCACUUCUGAGCAGCCUCACAGUUAUAUUCCAGCCCCACCAAGUGAAUUGGACUCCAGCUCCGCCACCAAAGGGAUUCUCUUCGUGAAGGAGUAUGUGAAUGCUAGUGAAGUGUCUUCUGGGAAGCCAGCAUCUACACGCUAUAGCAGUGUCAGCAGCAUUGAGGACACAUUCGACGUAGAGAAGAAGCCCCCAUACGUCAGAACUCCAUACUCUGAGAGGACAACUGGAGGGAUCUGUACUUACUGCAACCAUGAGAUCCGAGACUGCCCAAAGAUUACCCUAGAACAUCUUGGCAUCUGCUGCCAUGAAUAUUGCUUUAAGUGUGGGAUUUGCAGUAAACCAAUGGGUGAUCUCCUGGAUCAAAUCUUCAUUCACCAUGACACCAUUCACUGUGGGAAAUGCUAUGAGAAGCUCUUCUAGCCCCACCCCAGGCUGAUCAGAAGCUGAUGACUCCCGGACAAGUUUGACUGUCCCCAGUUUUGCCCCAAGUUGCUGGCUCCCCUUCCCUGUUUGAUUUCUUCGUGCUUUUGCCCUUCUCAAGUUGAAGUCUUAUCUUAAUGAUGCUAGAUAAUUGCUUGUGUGUGGAGCUUCUCAUAGGUUAGAAAGCACUUUACAUCCAUGAUGUCAUUUUAGGUUCAACAAAAGAGGAUCAAACAAGAAUUCCAUCUUGCCUUCCCUAAGACAGAUUGGCUUUCUAAUGAGUUUAGGUGAGCAGAAGUAUAGGGUUCAGUAUGUCCUGACUCCCUUGAAGCUUCUGAGGGGCCAAGCUGAAGACUAUUGAUGAUCCCUUGUGGGUGAAUUGCAGACAUUGAAUGCUAGGGAUUGGCAUAGGCUAGUGUUUAGCUUGUCUGUUUGCCAUAUCUAUUUUUUUAAAAUUUCCAUACACUUUAAAAAGUAGUUAGCUGCUUUUGUUGGGUUAUAUAGCAGUGUUUCAUUUUGUCUUCCACCCACCUUUCACUAUAUUUGAGUUUUCCCCUGCUGGUAUGUUGGCAUGUAUUGGAAAGUUUACACGAUUAGGUUUAAUUCAGUAGGAUGUGAUUUUAGGAGGCUACUGACCAAAGUGAUAUCUGUGUCUGUUGAAAUCUUGAUAGCUGAUUAACUUGCCUUCAAUUCUGCUCCCUGAACUUCACACAGAAAUCCUCCCAGGUGGGUUUUAGGGUGUAUAGAUCCCAGCAGGAUUAAGGAGGGGAAAAGCAGCUAACAUUUCUCGAGGCUCUACCACAUACCAGGCACUAUCACAAAGUGAUGGCAUUAGUUCCCAUAAUAAUCCCGUGAAGGCGACAUUCCCAUCCCCAUCUUAGAGAUGAGGAUAUUGGAACUCGUAGAGGUGUUCAUUACAUUGUGCAGAACUCUACAGAGCCCGUGCUCUUACCAGAGCAGCACCCACCAAAGCAAGCAUUGAUUUUGUGCUGAGUGUGUGCCAAGCACUGUGCAGGGGGUACAUAGUUCCUGCCAGGUUUAUACCCUCCCUUCAGGCCUCCCUAAGAGCGGAAGGUGUGAAAUCACACUCUGCCUUUGGGCAUUCUGGAUCCCUGAAUGAUCUCCACCCCUCCUCCAUGAAGUACUUCAAGGGCCAAGCUGUCUCUUUCCCUCCCCUCUGCCCAUGAAAAUGCCUGCAAACUGAGAUGCUUUCAGCUGAGAACAGAUUUGGCUCACAGAUAUUACCAAAGAGGAGCUUGUGAAUCCAGGAAAAGCUCCAGGGGGCUAGCUGAUCUGAGCAGAGAGCAUUCAGUGACCCAUUUUCCAGUUAAGACUCUGCCUCAAGCUACUGACAACUGCUGGAGCCCCAGGUACUUGGGACAUGGAAACUCGUUGGAUGGCUGGGCAGAUACAAGCCUGUUCAUGUAGUCAGCUGACCCUCUGCUCAGGUUCAGCUGGACUCUGCCACAUUUGGGCCCAGCAUCACUUAGUAAGUUCCUUGAAAGGAAGAACAACCUUAGAAUAUUUCUGUUACAAAAUGAGGGCGUCUUCUCUUGAUUUAAUUAUAAAAGGUCUCCAUCUUUCUCCAGCUUCUGAGCCCUAUGCACAUUGGCUUGUGGACUUGUUCUUCCUGGCAAAUGAUCACAGAGGAACACUCCAUUUAUUUGCAUUGGAUUUUCCUCUGGAGAGCAUGUACCCACACUAAAUACCAACUGCUCUCCCUCAGCUGUAGUCCCCAGCAUCAAACUUGGCACAUGGUGUACACUAACACACAGCUACUCAAUGAAUGAGUGAAGGAAAGAAAUGUCACCCCCUUGGUGAGAGGUGCUAUCCCUGAGUCUUAUUGCAGGCCCAGGGGAUGGAAUGCAAGGUAAAGAGGCCCUAGAAAGGCUGGCUUCCUCACUUCAAGGUAUAAUCUGCCUUUAAGGGAGUUUUAGAACAAACAUGCAAGAUAAUGAAAGAACUGUUGCAAAAGCAUUAUUGAUUUUGAUCCAAAACAGCUUCUUUCAUGUCUAAAAAGGCACAGAAUUUUGCAGAUCUAAGGAAUAGGGAUGGUUGCAUUACAUUUUGCUUCUUUUUUAUUGCUUAGUGUUUCUAAUCAUACUUAAUCCACAAUAAUGUACACAAUUAUAAUAAAUGGUAAGAUA